AUGGGAGUAGCGGCUAGCAAAGACAAUGACGAUCUGACAGACAACUUGGUUAAACAUGGACAAAUAGUUUCAAAAGAAGUUGAACUGGUUUUCAGACUUGUUGACAGGGGACGCUUUUUCCCUAUCGAUUAUGUGGACGAGGCGUAUCGUGAUAAUCCAUUUAAGGUCCCUGCUGAAGCUACUGGAGAAUGGACUCCCGGAAAACUUCACAUAUCUGCCCCAAGCAUGUAUGCUACUGUUUUGGAAAAGCUUGACUUGAAACCAGGACACGCUUUUCUCAAUGUUGGGUCUGGUACCGGCUGGCUGAGUACAGCUGCCGGUUUCUUGAUUGGUGGUUCUGGAAUCAAUCAUGGAGUAGAAAUUCAUGAGAACCUUAUCAAAUUUGCCGAAGAGAAACUUGCAGAAACCAUUGAACGUCCUGAGGUCUGUGCGUUCCCCUGGACGAAACCUGCGUUUUUCCACGGCAAUGGCCUAGCCCAAGAAAUGAGUCAGACAGCACACUUGUACGAUCGUGUUUACUGCGGAGCUGCAGUUUCAGAUGAGGAUACUGUUAAUCGACUUAUCAAAUUAUUAGAAAUCGGUGGCAAACUUAUUGUCCCAAUUAGGAAUAGCUUGAUGGCUUAUACACGUACUGGUGAGAAUACCUUUUCAUCCCAAGUUCUUAUGGCAUGCCAGUUCGCAGAUCUACUGCCACCAAAGGAAGAAGACCGUCGUGAUUGCCUCCCCUGCUUAGUUCGACCUCCUUCUUUGGCUGAUUUGUGCAGAGAUGUCAUACGAGCAUCCCUUCGAAAAAACGUUCUGAAGGAGUGCCCAGUUUUUAUGCGAAGUAUUGUCGAUGAGUCGGUUCCAUCAGGGCCUGAUAAUUCUUCUCAAGCCGAUGGUGAUGGUGAAAUGGGCAACGGACAGAAUCAUGAAGAACUCAACAUUAUUCGUCAUCCAAUUCGUGUUGAACUGUUUCGGAAUCUUGGAGCAGCUCGCAUCCGUCUUGAAGGGCACGAUCGAGCUAGACGUGAGCAGAGGGGUCGCGAUGUUAUGAUGCGCGAUAUAGUAACAGUUCAACUGCAAGAUGGAGAACGAGCGAACGGACCAGGUCACGGUGAUACCGAUCGUGAUUUUGACUUCGGCGCUGGAAUGUUCGUUUUUGCAGAUGAAGGACCUCCGGCGGACGAUGAAGAGCUCGACGAUGACGACAGAAUGGGCCUACACUGGUUAAACGCUAUUCUUGGCUUCGAGCGUGAAGCACGAGGUCUUCGCGAUCGUGAACCUGAUGGCGAUCGCGAGAGAUCAGCAUCACUGAGUGAUGACUCUUCAAGCGAUACGUCCGUUGAUGAGGGGGCGGCUGACGGCACUGAAGAACCUGUGGCUGAAGCAUCAUCUGAGAUGCCAGAGGAAAAGAACAAUAGCUCUAAUGAAGUAAAUGGAUCAAGUCAGGACAAUGAAGGAAACACAUCGAAUGAGGUCACUUCGAUGGUAACAGAUUCUGCUGAUGUAAAAGCUGAAGACGUCCAACCAGAUCCGGAAGAGUCGAAUAAUGGUCAUCCCCAUGAGGAGUCUGAAAGUAAUGGUCAUCCCCAUCAGGAGGAGUCGGAGAAUAACGGUCAUGAUGAACAACAAGGAGAACCUGAACCUGAACCUGAACCUAAUGCUGACGAGGAUGCCAACGGCGAGGAUCGUAAUUGGGAGAGUUUUCCGCGGGACGUUAUGGAUCUACGGGAGUUCCUAGCGUCAAAUCGUAAUAAUCGCGGCAGAGCAGAUCGGAACAACAGAAAUAACAACGACGCCAGUGGAUCGAACUCGACUCGAAGACCACGUCCAUCAGUGUCACGACGUAGCGCUAAGAGGGCACGCAUAGCAGACGGUGAUAACAAUGAUGACGAGAUCAGUCGGGUAGUUCCAGGCUACGUGCCAUACGAUAAGUACGUGCAUUUGAAAAUGAAUGUUGAUGAGGUAGAAAAACAGGCCGAAGAGGAACGCGAUAAACAGCAUGCGUCGCUAAAGAACUUUGGUGAGGCUUUCAAUGAGGCCAUGUGGAAACUUCCACUGCCGAAGCACUUGAUCAAAUACAUUGCAUUGCACUCAAUUGCUCCAAUGUUCGCUACCGAUCAGACGUGCAGAUGGAGGUAA
Haemonchus placei is the source of this 2124-nucleotide messenger RNA. The record is from the annotation of a GenBank genome assembly. Lineage: Eukaryota; Metazoa; Nematoda; Chromadorea; Rhabditida; Trichostrongylidae.